GUUACUGCGUCUGCCUUAAAUACAAAACAACACGAAGAAGUGCAGGGGAUGGACAAGAAAAUGAACAACAUAUCUAGGAAACAUUCAUAAUAACGAACCUGCGUUAACUGACCGGCGAACCCCGUACAGCUGCCCCUGACGGUCAGUACACAAGGGGGGCCAUGGCGUUUGUCACGGCCAACUGGAAUCCCCUCGGAGAGGCUUUCUACAGGAAGAUUGAGCUGUAUGAGAUGGGCUGGAAUCUGAAGGAUGGUCUCAGGGAGUGUUUAGUGGCGGCAGCUCCUUAUGGUGGUCCCAUAGCUCUGCUGAAGGAACCACAGCGCCGCUCCCCCAGCGUCCGGCCUCAGUUAGAGAUCUAUUCCUCUUCUGGAGCGGCUAUGACCAGCUUUCCAUGGAAGAGUGGUGUGGUGAAGCAGCUGGGUUGGACUGUGUGUGAUGAUCUACUCUGUAUUCAGGAAGAUGGCACUGUUCUUAUUUAUGACCUUUUUGGCAACUUCAAAAGACAUUUCAGCAUGGGCAAUGAAGUGGGACAGAGUCAAGUUGUGGAAGCCAAAGUAUUCCAUUCUCCAUAUGGAACUGGAGUUGCCAUAGUGACGGGAGCAUCCCGCUUCACCCUGGCAACAAACAUUGAUGACCUGAAACUGCGGAGGUUACCUGAGGUGCCAGGCCUCCAAGGGGCACCUACUUGCUGGGCGGUGCUUACCCAGGACAGACAGAGUAAAGUGCUGGUGGCUACUGGUGCUGAUCUCUUUAUUCUGGACUACGCCGCCUGCACUGCUGUGAGCCCUCCAGGUCUUUCACCACAGGCUACCAGUAUAGUGCACAUGUGUGUUUCAUUCAGCUAUAAGUACCUGGCCCUGUUUACUGACUCUGGCCAUGUGUGGAUGGGUACUGCCAACCUGAAGGAAAAACUCAGUGAAGUGGAGACUAAAGUCAGAAAUCCACCCAAACAGAUGGCCUGGUGUCGUAGGCCUAAGAGUCAGCAGCCCUCAGUGGUGAUCAUGUGGGAUGGACACAUCUUGGUGGCAGGAGAGUGUAAAGAUACAAUCUCAUAUCACCUCGAAGGCUUUUCAGUUUUGGUGCCGGAGCUGGACGGGGUUAGAAUCCUCAAUGGCACACACCAUGAACUGUUGCAGGAGGUGCCAGCUGCCUGUGAGGAGAUCUUUAAAAUAGCCUCCAUGGCUCCAGGAGCACUGCUGCUGGAGGCGCACAAAGAAUAUGAGAAAGAGAGUCAGAAGGCGGAUGAGUAUCUGAGGGAGAUUAAAGAGCAGAAUCUGCUGGGAGAGGCGGUGAAGCAGUGUGUGGAGGCAGCAGGACACGAGCUUGAGGCAGAAACCCAGAAAACACUCCUGAGGGCAGCCUCCUUCGGGAAGUGUUUCCUGAGUAACUUUCCUCCAGAGCCGUUUGUCAGCAUGUGUCGGGACUUACGUGUGUUAAACGCUGUGAGAGACUACACUGUGGGCAUCCCUCUCACUCAUAUUCAGUUCAAGCAGAUGACUGUCCAAGUGCUCAUAGACCGGUUAGUGUAUCGUAAACUGUAUCCUCUUGCCAUUGAAAUCUGUCGUUAUCUGAAGACUCCAGAGUACCAGGGAGUGAGUCGAGUACUCAAACACUGGGCCUGCUGCAAGGUACAGCAGAAAGAGGAGGCUGAUGAGGUCAUUGCAAGAGCCAUAAGUUUGAAGCUGGGUGAAGCUGCUGGGAUCUCUUACUCUGAGAUCGCGACUAAGGCCUACGAGUGCGGCCGCACUGAACUUGCUAUAAAGUUGCUGGAGUUUGAGCCUCGCUCUGGGGAGCAAGUUCCUCUGCUGCUGAAGAUGAAGAGGAGCCAGUUAGCACUCAGCAAAGCCAUUGAGAGCGGAGACACAGACCUGGUCUAUACCGUGGUAACAUACCUAAAGAAUGAGAUGAACAGAGGAGACUUCUUCAUGACUCUGAGGAACCAGCCUGUGGCUCUCAGCCUCUACAGACAGUUCUGUAAACAUCAGGAACAGGACACACUGAAAGAUCUCUUCAAUCAAGACGAUGAUCAUCAAGAGCUUGGAAAUUUCUAUGUGAAAGCCAGCUAUAAAGAAAAGAGGUUGGAGGCCCGAAUAGGUCAUUUACAAAGUGCUGUGGAUGAGUACAACAAGGCCAAGAAUGAAUUCGCUGCCAAGGCUACAGAAGAGGAGAUGCGUCUGCUACGUUUCCAGAAAAAGCUGGAAGAGGAGAAGGGCGAGUCACUGGUGGGCUUCUCCCUACACGACACCAUCCGAGCCCUACUGGCUGUGGGCCUGCACAAGCACGCUGAGCAGCUCUAUAAGGACUUCAGAGUGCCUGACAAGAGGUACUGGUGGCUGAAGCUCACUGCACUUGCUGAGAAAGAGGACUGGGAGGAGAUAGAGAAAUUUGCCAAAAGCAAAAAAUCACCCAUUGGCUAUCUGCCCUUUGUUGAGGUUUGCGUGAAACACCACAACAAAUACGAAGCCAAGAAAUAUGUGUCCAGAGUGACUCCUGAGCAGAAGGUUAAAGCCCACCUGGCAGUAGGGGACCUGGAAGGGGCGGCGGAUGCAGCUAUUGAAAGGCGGAAUGAUGGAGAGAUAAGCACGGUUCUAUCUCGCUGUUCCCCCAGCACAGACCGAGCACUGGUAGAACGCCUUAACCGCGCUAAAGCCACCGCUGCCAAAAAGUGAACUCCUCCACUGCAUGUUGUUUUGCAGUUCGACUGCAGCCGUUGCCAAAUAGUGACAACAUCCCCUCAAUUCCAGUGUAACUGCAGCUGACAGCAGGUUCUGGGGGGUGACCCUCAAUGAAGAUUCAUCAUGAACUGUGUUUGAUGGAGGACAAUGCAAGGAAAUGUUCAUGGAGUACGUAGGGAGUAGAAUGGGUGACUUCAUAGACAUUUAGACAAACGAAAGUAAGAAGGAAAACAGAUUAAAUGUCACCUCUCUCUGUGCUUUCUCUUUCCAUAAUCUUGUCUUUAAUAACAUUGCUCAUUUCUUACUUUUGUAAUUAUUAUUCUGUGUUGAGCUUUGCCUGUUUGUUGACACUAAACUGAAUCAUACUGUAUUCCUGUUUGCAUAAAUUAAUUUUCUGCCUUCUUAAGCCUUUAUGUUUGUAACGAUUAACUGUAUAACUAAAUACCAACUGUGAUCAA
Colossoma macropomum (tambaqui) is the source of this 3133-nucleotide messenger RNA. It is a transcript of the gene vps16, whose product is annotated as vacuolar protein sorting 16 homolog. Lineage: Eukaryota; Metazoa; Chordata; Actinopteri; Characiformes; Serrasalmidae. The record is from RefSeq and is a predicted model, not a curated record. Gene Ontology annotation, molecular function: actin binding. The coding region runs from base 162 to 2669 and encodes 835 amino acids. Gene Ontology annotation, biological process: intracellular protein transport; vacuole fusion, non-autophagic; endosomal transport. The transcript is spliced from 22 exons. Gene Ontology annotation, cellular component: HOPS complex; endosome; lysosomal membrane.